ACAAUCCAGUUCUACCUGAUAUUACACUAUAUGAUGCAAUUAACUUUGCGGCUCAAACAUGGAAAAAUGUUACUGCAGGUACAAUUAUUCGUAGUUGGGAUAGAGCUAGUAUACUUUUUUCUAUUAUCUUUAUGCCUGAAGAAACCAGAUUAGAUGUGCUCUUGUCUAAAAAAACUGAAUUAAAUGUGUUUAUGCUUGGAGAAACUGAAUUGGAGGAAGAAAUUAUAGAUCUUAUUCAACAUUUACCAAUUGAUAAUCCUAUAGAUGCAUAUGAAUAUAUCAAUAUUGACAAUUAUAUAAAUAUCAAAGAAGACUUAUCUAUAGAUAAUAUUAUUGAUAUAAUAAAUAGACAAAAUGAGAGUGAAUCAGAAAAAGAACAAAAUGAAGAAAUGAUUAAAAUUGGUGAUGCAAUUGUUGGACUUAAUAAGGUAAUAAAAUAUAUUCAGCAAAAUGAUCUAGAAAUUACUUUGUCUUUAAUGAAAGACUUAUAUAGCCUUAAAAAGUAUAUUAACUAUUUGCAUAAUGAAAGUAGAAGACAAACUACAUUAAAAGAAUUUAUUAAUCUUAUGGUUUAA
This is a messenger RNA of Cetraspora pellucida, 575 nucleotides long. Lineage: Eukaryota; Fungi; Glomeromycota; Glomeromycetes; Diversisporales; Gigasporaceae. The record is from the annotation of a GenBank genome assembly.